Molecule: messenger RNA, 1885 nt
Organism: Punica granatum (pomegranate)
Lineage: Eukaryota; Viridiplantae; Streptophyta; Magnoliopsida; Myrtales; Lythraceae
Source: RefSeq, a predicted model, not a curated record
CAUAUAGAUUUCCUCUUAUAUAAAGGGGUCACAAACAAGUGAAGAAACUUGCAAGCAAUGGUUCAUCAGUAGUUUUCGCUAGUGACCUCGUCCCUCUCCCUCUACCCUCUCAUCAUCACAUGAGCUCAUUUCGAGAUCCCGAAGGACUAGAGAGAUAGGUAAUUUUCCCUACUUCGUCCUCGUAUCGAGAGUGUUUGCAAGUAAUAUAUAUUUGGAUCGAUGGAGAUAUCGUCCAUUCUCUUCGUUGCUCUACUACUUGUCAUGCUUGUUGUUUUCCUCCUGGAACUGAUGACAUGCAAGCCCCCACGAGCUGGUCCCAAACUAUUUAACCACUGCCCACCGUCUUAUCCCAUCAUCGGGUGCUUGCUUUCCUUCUACAAGAACCGACGCCGGCUUCUGGAUUGGUACACGGAAAUGCUAUCCCAGUCUCCCACGAGCACAAUCUUGGUGCAGCGGCUCGGAGCUAGAAGGACCAUCAUAACGGCAAACCCUAAAAAUGUCGAGUAUAUGCUCAAGACCAACUUCAAGAACUACCCAAAGGGUAAGCCCUUCACAGAUAUCCUAGGGGAUUUCCUCGGUUCCGGUAUAUUUAACGUCGAUGGCGAGCUUUGGUGGAAGCAACGUAAGCUAGCAAGCCACGAGUUUAGCACGAAUUCCUUGCGAGAUUACGCCAUGAAUGCACUUCGGAAAGAAGUCAAGAACGAGUUAUUGCCAGCACUGGAGCUUGUGGCCGAAGACGGCCAGACAGUGGAUUUGCAGGACUUGCUCAAGCGACUGACGUUCAACUUGAUAUGCAAGGUCUCGUUGGGGAUAGAUCCUUGCUCCCUCGACCUGUCGCUUCCCAACUCCCCGCUUGCCAAAGCUUUUGAUAUAUCGUCGGAGAUCUGUGCGAGGCGUGGGGCGGCAACCUUGCUCAUCUCGUGGAAGAUCAAGAGGUGGCUCGGAGUUGGAUCCGAGCGGAAUCUGAGGGAAGCAGUUCAAGAAAUUCAUACGACUAUAGGACGAGCCAUCCACGAGAAGAUCAAGAAAAUGGACGAGAAGACAAGGAUUACAUCUACCAAUAGACUGGACCUCCUGUCUCGGCUGAUAUCCGCAGGAUAUGAUGAGGAAAUCAUAAGGGACAUGGCAAUAAGCUUCAUCGUGGCCGGACGGGACACGACUUCAGCAGCAAUGACAUGGCUCUUCUGGCUACUUUCCUGCCACCCAGACAUCGAGCAAGGACUAUUGAGGGAAAUAGAGCUAGUCGCGAAGGGAAACGAACUGGACUAUGAAUCAUUGAGUGAAUUGCGACUCUUGGAUGCUUGUCUUUACGAGUCCAUGAGGCUCUAUCCGCCGGUCGCAUGGGACUCCAAGCAUGCUAUCUCAGAUGACUCGUUGCCCGAUGGCACUCUCGUAAAAUCGGGGGACAGAGUGACUUACUUCCCUUAUGGGAUGGGCAGGAUGGAGGCUCUGUGGGGGAAAGACCCGCUCGAGUUCAAACCGAGCCGUUGGCUCAGUGAAGCCUACCUUGAGACAUCAAGGGAGCUCAAGAAGGUAAGCCCUUUCAAGUUCCCAAUCUUCCAGGCCGGCCCGAGGGAUUGCAUCGGGAAGCAGAUGGCGUUCGUUCAGAUGAAGUACGUGGUGGCUUCAAUUCUUCGGAGGUUCGAUAUCAAACCGGUCGAUGAGGGCCGACCGGUUUUCGUCCCAAUGUUGACGGCACAUAUGGCGGGCGGCUUUCAGGUUUCGGUCCACAAGAGAGUCUAAUAGAUUAGCAGUAAAGAAGUCAUUAAAUUAGCAACACUCACUUGUUCGGGAGUUUGAAAUUUUGUUUGGACAACCAUCCUUUGUAAUUGUCUGACAUGGUCCGAGGAAAAUGGAUUCUGUACGGAAAUCACAUGCUCUAAAA